Messenger RNA from Tarenaya hassleriana, 1036 nucleotides. RefSeq names its product ras-related protein RABA4a-like. The record is from RefSeq and is a predicted model, not a curated record. Gene Ontology annotation, molecular function: GTPase activity; GTP binding. The coding region runs from base 265 to 948 and encodes 227 amino acids. The transcript is spliced from 2 exons. Gene Ontology annotation, cellular component: endosome. NCBI's taxonomy places the organism in Eukaryota, Viridiplantae, Streptophyta, Magnoliopsida, Brassicales, Cleomaceae.
CAUAUGGUUAAGACGUCAGCCGAGACAUGCGCCUAACGCCGAGACCAUUGUCGAUCCGUCAUUUCACAGCGCCUGGUCUCUAAGACCGUCAAACCAGAGCCAAUACUUUUCUGCCACGUCGACAUAAGUCAACGUAUUGACGGUAUGACAGUUUGCGUAGGCUCGAGCGUAGCAGAUCACAGAAAAUACAACAACUCUUCCCUUCGUCUUGAACUGAAACAGAGGAUUUAGCUCAGCCAGAGAGAAAAAGAGAGGGAGGUGAAGAUGGCGAGUGGAGGAUAUGGAGAUCCGUCAGCGAAGAUAGACUACGUGUUCAAGAUGGUGCUGAUCGGCGAUUCAGCGGUGGGGAAGUCGCAGAUACUUGCUCGGUACGCGAGGAACGAAUUCAGCUUGGAUUCGAAGUCCACAAUCGGCGUCGAGUUCCAGACUCGUACUCUCGUUAUCGACCACAAGAGUGUCAAGGCUCAGAUCUGGGACACCGCCGGUCAAGAACGUUACAGAGCUGUAACAAGUGCAUAUUACCGGGGAGCUGUCGGGGCGAUGCUGGUUUACGACAUAACAAGACGGCAAACUUUCGAACACAUCCCCCGCUGGCUGGAAGAACUGCGUGCUCAUGCUGACGAGAACAUCGUGAUUAUCCUAAUCGGGAACAAGUCAGAUCUCGAAGACCAACGGGAUGUCCCAACGGAAGACGCCAAGGAAUUCGCCGAGAAAGAAGGACUCUUCUUCUUGGAGACAUCGGCUCUAAACGCAACCAACGUGGAAUCUGCCUUCUCGACUGUCUUGACAGAGAUCUUUAACAUUGUGAACAAGAAGAGGCUUGCCGGUGCAGAAGAAGAACAAGGGAAUGGCAAUCUCAGUUCACUUGCUGCUGGUAAGGAGAUUAACGUCGUUCCUGGACCGGCUCAGGAGAUACCGACGAAUAGUAGCAUGUGUUGUAAGUCUUAAACCUACCCAUUUUUCUUGAUUUGUCCUUGUGAUGUUAUCAUAUGAUGCACUCUCUUCUUGAUAUAUAGCAAAGAUUUUGGUGGGCAUA